Williopsis jadinii is the source of this 594-nucleotide messenger RNA. Its product is annotated as HIG1 domain-containing protein. Gene Ontology annotation, biological process: mitochondrial respiratory chain complex IV assembly. NCBI's taxonomy places the organism in Eukaryota, Fungi, Ascomycota, Saccharomycetes, Phaffomycetales, Wickerhamomycetaceae. Gene Ontology annotation, cellular component: mitochondrial inner membrane. The transcript has a single exon. The record is from RefSeq and is a predicted model, not a curated record. The annotation marks the transcript as partial.
AUGAAAUUGCUUACUGAUGAUGAGAUCGAUGCCCAUUGGUGGGUUGUUGCUGAAGGAGGGUUGAUUGGGCUUGCUGCCGGUCUACUGGCCACCGGGGCCAUCUUCAAGUACGGUGCAUACAAGUACCCUGGGUUCCCAAAGAACUUGCCAUGGUCCAUCAGAACGGCGAUCUUCAUCUCGCCACCAACGGUGGGUAUCACCAUUGGUGCGGAGGAGGCGUCCAAUGCAUUUGAUAGAGAGAUGUACUCCAACGACUACAACGCAAAGCUCAAGUUGGAGGAGCACAAGAGAUGGGCAGAGCUGCCAUUGAGCCAGAAGUUCGUGCAAGGUGCUGCCAACAACAAGUACAAGAUCAUUGUUGGUGCAUGGGCCGCUUCCAUGUGGGGGUCAUGGGUCUUCGUGGACCGUGAUCCAAUCAUGACGAAGACUCAGAAGAUAGUGCAGGCCAGAAUGUACGCACAGUUCCUGACCGUGGGCUUGCUCUUGGGUUCUAUUGGGUUGAGUAUGUACGAUGAGAAGCACAACGCUCCAGCCAAGGUUGAAGAGCUGCAAGGCUGGGAGAAGGUGCUACUUGAAGAGGAGGAGAGACAGAAG